AUAAUUCAUUCGGAGUCGAGCCUAACGCCAUCUCUACCGCGAGGCGUCGACUUGAUACUUCGGUACAUGCGAGAAACACCGUGAUCGAUAUGCUUUGACUCGAGAGUCCCCAUCCACCACAUCUCGAUGCACGAGUACAUCAGGGUCGUUGGUGUCAAAUCUCAGGGUUCAUGCUCGUGUCUGUCGCGCUGUCAUGUAUGAUGUUCGGGAAGGAGUUUGUAUCGUGUUUGGUGGGUCUGUCUUCCUUGAGGCUUUGCAUGCUUCUCCUUGCUCGUCAAGACAGAGUUUACACAAGUACUGGUAUCAUUGCUCGUGUGUAGGUUUGUCCUUUGACUCGAAUCCUUUACAUAUGGCCGUUGUUAUUACAUACUACCAGAAGCAUCCGUCGACGACACGGCUCUCACAGUACUAUGACUCUCGCUUGUGCACUGAAGAGCCGGUUUCAUCUCAUGCCCCACCCGCUAUCUCACUCUAUUAGACUUCCCUUGUUCUCGAGUCCCCAAAUAACUGU
Molecule: messenger RNA, 511 nt
Organism: Aureobasidium pullulans EXF-150
Lineage: Eukaryota; Fungi; Ascomycota; Dothideomycetes; Dothideales; Saccotheciaceae
Exons: 1
Coding region: 194-478 (94 amino acids)
Source: RefSeq, a predicted model, not a curated record